Messenger RNA from Striga asiatica, 1498 nucleotides. The record is from the annotation of a GenBank genome assembly. NCBI's taxonomy places the organism in Eukaryota, Viridiplantae, Streptophyta, Magnoliopsida, Lamiales, Orobanchaceae.
AUGAAAUUCAAGAUGAUGGCUGAGGAUACUGAGGAUUGUGGUUUUGCCAAAUUGGGAGGUGAAAACGUCGAUUUCGCCGUGGUUUUGCGCGAGAGUGAUGACGGGUCCUCGUCUUUAUUGUCUGUGGUGAGUGACACAAGCAGCCUUUGUGGGGACGACUUGUUAUUGGGCUUCGAGAUGGGCCUGGAAACUGGGCCGGGCUUUGUAGACGUGAACAACGUUGAGCUCAUUCCUAAGGAUUGUAUCGGUGGCCCAUUGCCGGUGGCAGAGGAGAUGGCAGGGGCAAAAUCGUCCGUUCAGUCGGAAAAAAGGGCUAGCCGGAGUGUAUUUGAGGUGGACUGUGUGCCUUUGUGGGGUUUCACUUCGGUGUGCGGAAGGCGGCCGGAGAUGGAAGAUGCAGUGGCGGCUGUGCCUCGGCUGCUGAAGAUUCCUAUAUGGAUGCUAGCUGGCGAUGGAGCAGUUGAUGGGUUGAGUUCAAGUUCGUGUUUGAGUCAUUUGACGGGCCAUUUUUUCGGGGUCUAUGAUGGCCAUGGAGGGAAAGCCCAAAUCGAGCCUAUUGCACCAGAAACCGUAGGCUCGACUGCUGUUGUGGCCGUUGUUUGUUCAUCGCAUAUAAUAGUGGCUAACUGUGGUGACUCGAGGGUUGUGCUGUGCCGUGGCAAAGAGCCAGUGGCCCUCUCAGUCGACCACAAGCCAAACCGAGAAGAUGAAUAUGCGAGAAUCGAAGCUGCCGGAGGGAAGAUUAUACAAUGGAAUGGGCAUCGUGUUUUUGGUGUCCUUGCAAUGUCUCGGUCCAUUGGCGACAGAUAUUUAAAACCGUCUAUUAUCCCAGACCCUGAAGUCACGUUCACCCCACGAGCCAGGGAAGACGAGUGUCUGAUUUUAGCCAGUGAUGGCUUGUGGGAUGUCAUGACUAACGAGGAGGUUUGUGAGAUUGCUCGUAAGAGAAUAAUCCUUUGGCACAAGAAUAAUGGGCCUACGCCAUUCCUGGAGAGAGGGGAAGGAGUGGACCCGGCAGCCCAAGCGGCGGCCCAAUACCUAUCCAAUAGGGCCCUUCAAAAGGGGAGCAAGGACAAUAUUAGUGUAGUUGUGGUGGACUUGAAGGCCCAGAGAAAGUUCAAGACCAGGAGCUAGCUAGAUAGGAAUAAAUAAAUUGAAGAAGUUAUUUUCCCGCUCGAUUUGAUUACCCUCUGAUUAUUCAUUAUAAGUUUUAUUAUUAUUGUUAGUUUGAAAAUUUAAUUCAUGUGAAAGUUAUAGAAUGGGAUUUUUAUUUUUUGGUUUAUUUUUCGUUGCCCCCUGUUAUGUUUUGGCUGAGGGAUAUAGUAUUUAGUUGUGUUGUUAGAAGCAAAAGGGCUCGGUUAUGGCGUCUGCCUCCGAACUAAAGGUUCUGUGAGGUGUUCGGAAUGUUUGAGCCAUAUAUAUAGUGAAUUAGAUGUUCUAAGACUGUGGUUUGGUAUCGAUUUCUUCAUAUCUAUGUUCCGCGAAUUUGUCGUUUGGC